AUGAUGGAAACACUAGAUACUACGGCCACAGAAUUUGAAUUCAGUGAAGACGAAAUAUUACAAGAAUUAAGUAGAUUAGGCUAUCGUAAUGUCCCAGCUUCAAAAUUGAAAGAAUUUCAACGAGAUUUGAAGUUAUUGAUACAACAUGAUAAAAGUACAUCGUAUAAUACAAGUGUAUCAUCUUAUUAUCAGGAUGAAUCUGAUAUAGAGACAGGACCACCAAUGAAGAUUACUAUAAGUAGAGAUAGUCAGUCUAAUGAUAAUGAAGAUGAUGAUGAAAUAGAGUCACCAAAACAACAUAUUAAUAUCAUUAAAAGUCAGGGCAGGAAAAGUCAACAACCUACAACCAGUGGUAAUUCUACAAGAGGUAACUUUCAACUUUAUAAGAAACAAGAACAAGAUAUACCUGAUGAUGUAUCUGAAACAGAUUCUGACAUCAGACGUUUGGUGAAAAGAAAAACUGUCAGGAAGAGUGAAAAGGGAGGCAAAUUUAUUGAUGAAUCCAUGACUGAGAGUGAUGCAGGCAGCAUAAUAGAUGCUCAUGAACGUCUACAGAAACUAGCAUUAAGAGAUUUUGAUGAUAUGCAGAUUGACAGAAGACCUAGAUCUUAUAGAAAUAGUGAAGAGCCACCAUACAGACUAGCUAGUGAUGAUCCAAGACCAGCAUCAGUAAUAUUACGUUCUACAGAACAUCCUCAUACUAAAAAUCUGAGAAAAUCUGACCCAGUAGCUAGAUACCAACAAUUUAAACAAGUAUGGCAGAAUUAUAAAGCACCAGGUGAAAAAGAUCAUAAAUAUCUACGAUGGAAUAUUAGAGAAAAAAUGUCUGUUCAAGAGGUUCCAGAGAAGAAAAAUCACAGAGUGUAUGUUCAAAAUAAAUAUACUGUACCAUCAGAUAAACAGAGAAAGAGUCUACGAUGGCAAGUUAGAAUGGAUAUGGCCCAGGGUGUCAAACCUCCGAGUGGUUUCUAUCAUGAAUAUUGA
Lottia gigantea (owl limpet) is the source of this 984-nucleotide messenger RNA. RefSeq lists its product as hypothetical. Gene Ontology annotation, biological process: cilium assembly. Bases 1 to 984 code for a protein of 327 amino acids. The record is from RefSeq and is a predicted model, not a curated record. Gene Ontology annotation, cellular component: centriole; non-motile cilium. NCBI's taxonomy places the organism in Eukaryota, Metazoa, Mollusca, Gastropoda, Lottiidae. The transcript has 9 exons.